Dentiscutata heterogama is the source of this 1201-nucleotide messenger RNA. NCBI's taxonomy places the organism in Eukaryota, Fungi, Glomeromycota, Glomeromycetes, Diversisporales, Gigasporaceae. The record is from the annotation of a GenBank genome assembly.
AUGUCUUUACGUAAAAAAUAUUGUCAAGGUGGAAGUAAAAAAUCAAAAAUUACUGUUGGAAUUUGUAUUUUUCCAACUCUUCCACCUGAAAUGUUUAUAAAUAUAUGUCAAUACUUACCACCAAAAGAUUUACUUUCUUUAGCUCAAGUUUGUAAGCUAUUUAAUCGUUAUUUAUGUUCUGAAAAUUCAACUACUACUCAAGAAAUUUGGAGAACUUCUAGAAUUGAAUUUUUACCUUUUUUACAAAUGCCUCCACCUGAAUGUAUGAAUGAACGUCAAUAUGUUAAACUUGUAUUAGAAAGAGGUUGUCAAUUUUGUAAAAAACCAAAAAUUCGCAAAGUUUAUUUUGAAUUUUUGGUAAGAUGUUGUGAAGAUUGUUUAAAAUCAAGAACUAUAAGGCAAGAUCAAAUUGAAGAUAUUAUGCCUGAAUUUCCUAAUCCUGAUGAGAUAAUCUCUGGAUUACCUUUCAUACCAUCAUGGUCUAGACGUGAUUGGGAUAGUGAUACCGAAAAAAAUCCAUCAAGUCUUUAUUGGAAAGCCGAUAUUAUUGAAACAAUAGCCGAAUAUAAAUCAAUUCCUGAUGAUCCACCAACACUUCGAGAAGAUUGGUUAAAACAGAAACAAAAAGAUGGUGAUGAAAAAAUGAAAGAUAUUAUUGAGCGUAAAAAGGAGAGUAACAAAGGAUUAAGAGAGAAAAAUAUGAAAAAUUCUCAAAAGAAAUUUGAACGAUCCAAUUUAAUUAAAACAAAAAUUUUAUCAAUGAAGGAUGAAAAAAAUGAAAAUAAUUGUUUGAAAUUUAAUAAGGAAAUUCUUGAGGAUUGUCAAACUUAUAAAAAUUACAUGUUUAUGUUUCGGAGAUCUGCUCUUCCAUUUACUGAACGUGCUUGGUUACUUUUAAAAAAUAAAUUACUAAAAGAGUACGAGGAAUCUUAUGAGCGUAAAAGACAAUGUCGUAGAGAAAGGGAAAAAUUAUGGUCAAGGGAAACCGUUUUUCAAAUGAGGCAGUACGAUAUUUAUCUCAUAGCAAAAACUUGGCUACCUGAAUCAGUUAAAUCAAUUGAAUCUUCCGAAUUAUUUUCGCCAUCUGAUAUCGGAAUCUUCGAAACAUCUUUAAGUUCUACAAAUUCUUUUAUUAUGGAGGAACCAAAUUCGAUUUCAAAUGUUAUUAAUGAAAAUUCUGGUAUUGUUGAUACUAUUUCUA